Molecule: messenger RNA, 1605 nt
Organism: Topomyia yanbarensis
Lineage: Eukaryota; Metazoa; Arthropoda; Insecta; Diptera; Culicidae
Exons: 1
Coding region: 1-1605 (534 amino acids)
Biological process (GO): DNA integration
Molecular function (GO): nucleic acid binding
Source: RefSeq, a predicted model, not a curated record
AUGUUAUUGAAAUUGCAGCGGUAUAACUUGACCCUGGAAUUUGUAACCGGGAAAGAUAACGUGGUGGCAGAUGCGCUUUCUCGUGCUGUGAAUCAGGAGAUUUCGGACACGUACGAGAAACUAAAUGUAUACACAAUACUCGAUGAAGUUGCCCAAAUGAAAAUCAGUAGCUUUCUUAGUGUCUCGGAUGCAAGACUCACAGAGAUCGCAGAACAUACGGCGCAGGAUCAGACGAUGCAGAUCAUAACCAAGUUCAUCCAACAAGGUUGGCCUAAAUCGGUCGACCAAGUACCCGAUGGUGUAAAAAUUUUCUUCAAUCAUCGACAUGAAUUCUCAUCACAGGACGGCUUAGUGUUUCGUAAUGAUCGCAUUGUCGUUCCAUACACAUUAAGAAGACAGCUUAUAGAUAAUUGUCAUGCAAGCCAUAACGAAAUGGAAGCCACUUUGAGGCUGGCACCAGCUAACUUGUUCUGGCCUGGUAAGAGCUCACAGGUUAAGGACGUCGUAAGGCAAUGCGCAGUAUGCGCAAAAUUCGCCGCAUCGCAGGCAAAUCCACCUAUGAAAACCCAUCUGAUUCCAGUGUAUCCUUUCCAGAUGGUUUCGUUCGACGUGUUCUUCGCCGACUACAAAGGAAUAAAGCAUAAAUUUCUCGUAACAGUGGAUCACGAUUCGGAUUUUUUUGAGGUCAACGUACUGAAGGACCUAACGCUAGAUUCCGUGGUCGCUAUCUGCAAAGAAAAUUUUGCCCGUCACGGCAUUCCUCAACUUGUACUGUCUGACAACGGAACCAAUUUCGUUAACCGCAAAAUGAUUCAAUUUGCUUCCGACUGGUGCUUCAAGCAAGUCACGUCAGCGCCUCAUCAUCAGCAGGCAAACGGGAAGUCGGAAGCCGCCGUCAAAAUUGCAAAACAUCUUUUGAAGAAAUCCGAGAAAAGUGGGUCGGAAUUUUGGUAUGCGUUACUUCACUGGCGAAAUAUCCCGAGUAAAAUCGGUUCUAGUUCGGUCGCACGCCUAUUUUCCCGUUCGACUGGGAGUGCAGUACCAACCAGCGCAAAUCGUUUACUCCCGAAGGUGGUAGAAGAUGUUCCAUCUAUGAUAGAGGUACAACGUAAGCGGAACAAGCAGCAUUACGAUAAAAAGAUUCGCUACUUACCGGAGCUUCAAGUUGGUGCACCUGUGUAUGUACAGCUGGAUCCGGCAUCAUCAAAAAUAUGGACUCCAGGGACCAUAAACAACCGCUUAAAUGAACGCUCAUACCUAGUAGAUGUGGGAGGUAAUAAGUAUCGGCGAAGUCUUGUACAUCUGAAACUGCGAACAUCGCAGCCACAGCAUUCAGCAAAUAAUCCAGAGAACUCAGCAGGUGGAGAACAACAAAACAAUAAAGAUGAUGACAAAAGCACACGUCAAAAAGAUUCUACCGAUUCAACUAACACACCGGUUGCUGUGUUGGAUUCGAACAAUUUACCGCAGAGUGCGUUUAGGACAGUGAACAGUGAUGAUAGCGAUACGCAAACCAAAAACAAACCAGCUCAGGAAAAGAGUCUUCGCCCGAGAAGAGAGACACGCCUGCCGGCCCGUUUGAUGGAAUACCAACUAAAUCUUUAA